Molecule: messenger RNA, 3660 nt
Organism: Girardinichthys multiradiatus
Lineage: Eukaryota; Metazoa; Chordata; Actinopteri; Cyprinodontiformes; Goodeidae
Gene: pnpla8
Product: patatin-like phospholipase domain containing 8
Exons: 10
Coding region: 306-2522 (738 amino acids)
Biological process (GO): arachidonate metabolic process
Cellular component (GO): membrane
Source: RefSeq, a predicted model, not a curated record
GACUCCCUUAAAGUAAAACGGCACUCAACUUCCUGUUUAUCAUUCACCACCAUCCUCGGUGGAAGCAUAAACUCCCAGCUCUACAAUCAAUGAAACAUUUCAGAAAACCCCCUUUGCGUUGCAUUAGGAAGUGGAGGCUACAACAAAGCACAAAUCAAUUUUCCCUUUUAAAAAUGGAAUAAAAGCAAUCAUAAGUUAUGGAAGAGAACAUGCCAGGAUGCUGCAUCAUUCCAAACAAAUAUUUUAGCCUUUCCUCUUUUCUCCAGUCUUUUCUUCACUAAUGUUCCCAGCGGGUCAUCAGACGCAUGUCGCGGCUCAGGUCCACAAUUGACAGCGUAACCAAGGCAGUGGGAGGCACGGACAUCAUCUCCAGGUUCUACUGCUUCAAGCCUGGCGGUGCUGCAGUUGAUGGUGCCCAUACAGAGAAAGCGCUGCUCAAAGCUGAGACCAUGAGUUCUAAUGACAACGCUUCUGGAGGAAUGCAGGAAAAGGCAGGUGGGGAAAAUGGAGCAGUGGGGGAGCCAGAAAAGCAAAGGGAGCAAGUUAUAGAAAAGCCUUUUGUUGCCUCAAAGAAGUUUUCAUCCGCUUCAGCUUCAUCAGCAAACACACCUGCUCUUAGCUCUUCCUCAUCUGUGGCAAAGCAAACUAUGCAGCUGUUCCACCCGGCAGCUCUGGCCACGAACAUGGAUGAGACAUACAAGACUCUGUCCAACCACAUCAACAGUUACUUUGGCCCAAACACACAAGGGGAAGAUGAAGAGAACAGACAGCAGCAGCAUGUCUCCGAACCUGUUCCACAGGUCACCACCCUGAGAACAGUGGACCACAUUCCUGUUUUGUCUCCAGUCUCAGAGACGAAGGGUACCGAAGCGCCUACUACCUCUCUACCCUCAAAAAAGCCCAGUCCGGCUGCAGAGAUCCCCUCCACUGCGACCCAAGCUGAUGAAAGCACAGCUCAGUCAGUCCCCGAACUGAGUACCUCCGCAAAAAAAGGCUUCACCCAUUACCUGUCAUACCCCCGGCCCAGCGUCCAGGCGUUCGUUGGUAGCUACAUUUCGCCUCUGGUUCCCAAAUUUCGAGGUGAUCCAAAAAAGGUGGCAGAUAACAGGGACAAGUGUUCUGCAGACGGUUUUGCUGAACGCCCCGUGGACAAAGCAGUGGAGAAGACAAAUGGUGAAGAAGAAAAAGACAAGAAGACAAAGCAGCUGCUCCUAAGUCAAAGGGAAAAGAUAAUAGCCAGAGUGAGUGUAGACAACAGGACCAGAGGCCUGGUGAAGGGUCUGCAGAGGGUCACUGAGGUCCAGCGCCUCACCACUCGAGUGGAGGAGCUCGGCUUUCACCUGCUGGAGUUCCCUGAGACCCGUGGCGUGGCAGUCAAGGAGAACUUGUUGCCCUGUUUGCUGCGACUGCGCCAGGCCAAGGACCUUUCCCUUCAGGCGGCUGCUAGAGAAACUCUGGCGCUGGUUGGCUACGCAGAUCCAAUCAAAGGCCGAGGAAUUAGGGUACUGGCCAUAGAUGGAGGAGGCACAAGAGGAAUGUUGGCCCUGCAGACUCUUCAUAAACUACAAGACCUGACUGGGAAGCGAAUCCAUCAGCUCUUCGACUACAUCUGCGGAGUCAGCACGGGCGCCAUUUUGGCUUUCAUGUUGGGGAUUUUCCAGAUCCCCUUGGAGGAAUGUGAGGAUAUGUACAGAAAGCUGGGCUCGGACAUCUUCAAACAGAACGUCAUUGUCGGAACUGUGAAGAUGGGCUGGAGCCAUGCUUUCUAUGACAGCGAAAUGUGGGAGAGCAUCCUCAAGGAACGUAUGGGUGAGGGGCGUAUGAUUGAGAGUGCAAGGGACCCACACUGCCCCAAAGUGGCAGCAGUGAGCACCAUCGUCAACAGAGGUUUGCCUCUGAAGGCCUUCGUGUUCAGGAACUACAGGUUCAUGCCCGGAGUGAGGUCCCACUACCUUGGAGACUGCAAACAGAAGAUGUGGCAGGCCAUCCGGGCCUCGUCUGCCGCCCCCGGAUACUUUCAGGAAUUUGUUCUUGGAAAAGACCUCCAUCAGGACGGAGGACUUCUCAUCAACAACCCCACGGCAUUGGCCAUUCACGAGUGCAAGUGUCUGUGGCCGAACACACCCCUGCAGUGCGUGCUGUCUCUGGGAACGGGGCGCUAUGAGACUGUGGGCAAGAACAACACGAGCUACACGAGCUUGAAGACCAAGCUGGCUCACGUCAUCAGCAGUGCCACAGAUACAGAAGAGGUGCACACCAUGCUGGACGCCCUCCUGCCGCCGGACACCUACUUCCGCUUCAACCCCUACAUGAGCGAGGACGUGCCAUUGAACGAAAACCGCCAGGAGAAGCUGAACCUCCUCAAAGGCGAAGGGGGGCGUUACCUCGAGCACAACGAGGCCAAGCUGAAGAAGGCAGCCAGCGUGCUGGGCCAGGAGAAGGGCGCCAUCCAGAGGCUGGCCGAGUGGGCUAAGCUGAAGGCCGACAUGUACGAGGGAAUCCCCUUCGUAUCCAAACUGUAAUUGGUCUACAGGUAAAGGAGAAAAAAAAGAGCAUUUCUGGCACAUUUUGUGUUUGGAAUUUGACUUAAUUCCUAAAGGUUUACGUGGGCUAAUCCAUGAUAUUAACCCAACAUUAAAAGCUGUUUAUUUAUUUCUAUAUUAUUAAGAUGAAAGAAAGUGUUAAAUAAUGUGUCAUAUAAUUAUUUGAUAGACAAUAUCAUGGCUGAUAGAAGAUUUAAAAAAGUAUUUCUGACAUUUUUUUUUAAAAGUGUCUUGUGACCUGAAUUUGAACAUAAAAGAUGUAAAUGAUUUACAUGUGUGAGACACAUGUUCAUCGCCUGAUAUGUUGAUGUGUAACGUGUUAGUUUUUACAUGUAAAUAUUUCCUGAACAAAUGCCUGACUAUAGAGAUACACCGAUCAGUCAGUCAAUGGAUUAGAACAAUGAAGUCCCGCCAUUUGCACUCUAAAGAUGCAUCGAUCUACAUCUGGGGUUAAUUCAAAUGAAAAAAGGACAGAAUCCUAUGUUUUCAAGCAUAAAUCUGGCUAGCCUUGAAAUUCUUCCAUUUUGCAUUAAAUUCUAAACUACUACUUCCAUCACAGAACCUGCAGCAUAUUUUUCUUCUAUGUUAGCAGGUCGGAUCUCAAAGCCAACUGGAAAUCGGUAUCAGGCUAGAAAAGCCUUAUUGGUGCAUUUCAACCUGAAAGUUAUGUUUGCUUGCAUCUUCGGUAACUCGAAUACAUUAAGGUGUAACAGAUACGUAAUUGCACAGUGGGAACCGAAACACGACUGCUUAUUACUAGCACUGCACAAAAGUAAAACAAGAAAACCUGUGCACUUUGUAGGAUAACAUUUUUUUAUCCUAGGGAGAACUGUAUAACAAUUUGAAACAAUUAUGAUUGUCUUUAACUUUUUAAGAAAGGAAACUAAUACAGUACAUUCAUUAGCCUAAAGUGUUAAGAAGACUUACUUUUAUCAAAGCAUGGUUAUUGCACUUAAAGCAUUCACUUUGGUCCAUUAUUGUAUGACACCUUCCAAAAUGUGAGCAUGUUUAAUGUAAUGAGAAUGAAAUGACUGUGAUGCCUUCCUUCUUUAUUCCUUAAUGGAAUUUUAAAAAGAUCCAAAAUGUCAUGAAAUAAUAAAACGUAUUGUCAAAGCUC